CAUACUACGUUUUCGAAAAAGUACUAUACAACUCUAAAAUUUUUGUCAGUGUACUCUAAGUGAAAUUUUUCAUGCUGCACGCCCUGUAUUAAAAACGUCAAUAUGGGUAGUAACUUCACUUUAACCAAAUGACAGGUGUCAAGUGCGAUGCCAUUUUGAAUAACGAACACUAAGAAAUGGAAAAGUUUAUAACAAUCACGAGGAAAAGAAAAGAAGAAACUUCUGCAAAUACCGAAGGAGGGAUUGAACGAGACGCUGCCGCUGAGGAAUACGUAGAGCGAUCUAAAACAAAGAGGAGAUCUUUUAACGCACAUUGGGGAGAUGAUGAAGAAUUUAAGAAGUGGUUAAUAACAGGAGCGCACGGCUUACCGCGUUGUAAAGUAUGUGGCGUCGAUCUUAAAGCAUCUGGAGGAAAAAAGGAUUUAACUGCGCAUGCAAAGACCACCAAACAUAUUGAAAAUUCAAAUGCAGUUAAUAUACACAAGGGAAGCAAAGAAAUUAUAGAAGGCAUUCCGCGAGCAACGUUUUUUGCUGAAAUAAAAGUUGCGGCUUUUUGUGCAGAGCAUAAUAUAGCCUUCACCAGCAUGGAUCAUCUUUCACCUCUUAUAAAUAACACAUUUUUAGAGUCGAAAGCGGCACAAAACUUCGCUUGUCGGCGUACAAAAACAACAGCUUUAAUAAAAAAUGUACUGGGGAAAUCACAGCUGGACCACCUUCUGCAAAAUAUGCGUUGUAAACAUUUUUCUUUGUGCGCAGAUGAGUCUACGGACAUAUCGACAUCAAAAUUAUUGUGCUUAGUUGUGAAAAUUGAAGAAAAUGGUAAUGUACAAGAUUUUUUUCUGACAUGUUUGAAAAUCACUAAAGCCAACGCGGAAAGUAUAUAUGACUCAAUAGUUAAAUUUUUUAAUGAAAAUAAUGUUGACUAUAAGAAAUGGUUAUUAGGCUUUGCUGCUGACGGGGCUAGUGUGAUGACUGGUGGAAAACACUCAGUCGCCACAUUAUUAAAAAAAGAUUGCCCACAUCUGUUUGUUAUGAAAUGCACCUGCCAUUCUUUAGCCUUAUGUUCAAGUAAAGCAUGUGCACAGCUACCUUUAGAGGUAGAAAGUACGGUUAGGGAUAUUUACAAUUUCAUAGCUAACAGUCCAAAACGAAUACAUAUAUUUUCAUCUUUGCAAGAGCUUUUUGACUUAAAACCUCUAAAAUUGUUGCAUCCGAAUCAAACCCGUUGGCUCUCUUUAGAAGCAGCAGUCGUAAGAGUACUCGAUCAGUUAGAUAUAAUUCAACUUUUUUGCCUUCACGAGGAAGUUGAAAAAUUUCAGGCAACUUUAAGAAUUCUUGAGAAUUUACGCAAACCAUUAUUUAAAGUAUACUUGACGUUUCUUAAGUACAUUUUGAAGGAAAUCAAUAAACUUAACAAAUUAUUCCAAAGUGAGUCACCGAAAAUUCAUUGUCUUAACGAAGAACUAAAUAAUCUCUUUAUGAAAUUCUUAGAUUCUUUUAUAUAUAUUGAAAAUAUUGACUUACUAUCUCUGCGGCGUUUAUAUAAUAACUCGGAAUAUAUAAAGCCAGUAAAUGAAUUAUAUUUUGGAGCUGACACAGAAUUGUUAUUUAACGAUUUGAGCUCAGCACAAAAAUUAGAAUUCUCACAUAAUGCGUUAAAUUUUUAUGUGGUUUUGUGUAAUGAGAUGCUUUGCCGAUUCGAUUUCACUGAUAAAACCUUGAAAGGAGUGGAAAUGUUGUCUCCUAAAAAUGUUAUAAGUAAAAAGCAUUCGUCAAUUAUAAGUAUAUUUCAACACUUUCCAACUCUCAAAGUGAAUAACAUUCAAGAUUUAGAUUCUGAAUGGAGAGAACUACGAACUUUUGAUUUCAAAAAUCGUGACUUAUCUGAAGCGACAGAUAUAGAGACAUUCUGGAAAGUAAUUUUAAAUUCAAAAAGAAUGGAUGACUCGCCUUCCUUUCCAUUAUUACAAAAAUUAAUUUGGUCUGUUUUAACAGUACCUGUAUCAACGGCUAACGUCGAGAGAAUAUUUUCCCAAGUCAAUUUAAACAAAACAUCGAUUAGAAACAAACUAGAUGUGGAAACAUUAAACGGAAUUUUAUAUACAAAAGAUUAUUUAAAAAGAAACCAGAUCAAUUGCCACAAUAUGCCAUUUGAUAUUAAUUUGCUUUCAUAUAUUAAAAACGACAUAUACUCUAAUUGAUAGAUUAAGUCAUUUUCUACGUGAAUAUGUAUACAUAAAUCGGUCGUUUUCUUUUUUUUUAAUAUAUUGUUUAUUUUUACAGUAUGGAAACUAAUUUAAACACGUAACAAUCUAGCUAGUUUAGCUCUUUUAUUUUUAUAUAUGCAUACAUUAGUACAUAUGAAAUCCAUACAUACGUUUAUACAUUUGUAUCUGAUAAGUAUACGAUUUAAAUUAUAAAAACUUGAAAAUAUACCAAUAUCAUUUCAUUUUCAUGGGUUCAUGGGAAGUGAAGAUUUUUGGCUGUGAAGAAGAUUUUGUUUUCAUUAAAAUCUUCAAAUGAAGAUUUUUUUUUGACAAAAAUGAAUAUUUUUC
Messenger RNA from Rhagoletis zephyria (snowberry fruit fly), 2555 nucleotides. RefSeq lists its product as uncharacterized. Gene Ontology annotation, molecular function: protein dimerization activity. NCBI's taxonomy places the organism in Eukaryota, Metazoa, Arthropoda, Insecta, Diptera, Tephritidae. The record is from RefSeq and is a predicted model, not a curated record.